Molecule: messenger RNA, 1926 nt
Organism: Protomyces lactucae-debilis
Lineage: Eukaryota; Fungi; Ascomycota; Taphrinomycetes; Taphrinales; Protomycetaceae
Product: glycoside hydrolase family 37 protein
Exons: 2
Coding region: 1-1926 (641 amino acids)
Biological process (GO): trehalose catabolic process
Molecular function (GO): alpha,alpha-trehalase activity
Source: RefSeq, a predicted model, not a curated record
AUGCUGCUCCGCUCCUUUGCAGCCAUUUCAGUCGCUACCGUCGCAGGUACAUACUUCGGAACAUCGAAUUCAACAAACGGAUCAACCAUCAUUGCACCAUGUAAUAGCCCCAUCUUUUGCCAGGGCGAACUUCUCAAGGCCGUCGAACUUGCUAGGCCCUUUGCAGACUCCAAGACAUUUGUGGAUCUGCCAACUAUCAAACCGGUGGACGAAGUCUUGGCGGCUUUCGCCAAUUUGACAAAGCCGCUGAGCAACAAUACCGAGCUGCAGACGUUCUUGAGUGAGAACUUCGGUCAAGCCGGCACUGAGCUCGUGAUGUCCAACCGCUCCAUCACAGCCAAUGCAACGUUCUUGUCAACGGUCAAUUCGAGCAUUGUGGCAGAUUUUGUCUCGCAGGUCAUUGACAUCUGGCCAAGCUUGACGCGCGAGUAUGCACCCAAGCAACUUUGCGAUGGCUGCGUCACAUCUUUCUUGCCUGUCAAUCGAACCUUUGUUGUUGCAGGCGUCGGGCGCUUCCUCGAGCCAUACUAUUGGGACUCUUUCUGGAUUGUCGAGGGUCUUCUCCGAUCGGGCGGCACAUACAAGGACAUUUCCAAGGACAUCAUCCUCAAUUUUCUCGAUUUCAUUGAGCAAUACGGCUUUGUGCCCAAUGGUGCACGCGCUUACUAUCUCAAUCGAAGCCAGCCGCCCGUCUUGACCCAGAUGGUGCGUGUCUACAUUGAACAGACCAACGAUACGUCGCUCCUGGAUCGUGCUCUGCCUCUGCUUGUCCGAGAACAAGCCUUUUGGCAGCAAAAUAACACUAUCCUCGUCAACACCACACGAGGCAUGUAUAACCUCUCUCGCUACUCUGUCCUCAACAACCAGCCACGUCCAGAAUCAUACCGUGAAGACUACGAGACUGCCAACAAUUUGACUUACUUCAGCAGUAAUGGCUCGCAAUACCCCGUUUCUGUCAACCUGACUGAAUCUCAAAAGGCAACGUUGUAUGCCGAUUUGGCAGCAGGCGCAGAAUCUGGCUGGGACUACUCUUCUCGCUGGAUUGCAAACCCAGCUGCUGCUGCAAACGGCAAUGCAGUCCCAUUGCGUACUCUGAACACGCAAAACAUCAUCCCCGUUGAUCUCAACUCGAUCCUGUACUUUAACGAGAUUGUCAUUUCAGACUUUUACAGGACAACCGGCAACAUGAGUGCGUCACGCGCAUGGGAAGCACGCGCAUACAAACGCCAGCAGGGCAUGUACAACUUGAUGUACAAUGCUUCACUCGGCGCUUACUUUGAUUACAAUUUGACGAGCAAGGCUCAAAACACCAUAACCAUCACAGGACCAUUCAAUGCAACGAAGCAAGUGGCCUUCUCCGCUGCACAGUUUUACCCAUUGUGGGCAGGUGCGAUUCCAGAUGAACUCAAGUACAACAACACGGCCUUGAAUCGCCUUUACGCCCCUGUACGGAACCAGCUCGCCAUGUUCCCCGGCGGUAUCGCAACGACUGAUGUGGCUUCGGGUCAACAAUGGGAUUCACCCAAUGUCUGGCCACCUCUUCAAUACAUCAUCAUGCAAGGCGCCCUUGCAUCCACUCCAUCAGGCGAAAAUGAUACAGACUACGAGGAACUUCAACAAACUGCAUUGACUGUAGCUCAGCGAUACGUCGACUCGACUUAUUGCACGUGGCGGUCUACGGGCGGCAGUCAUCCAAACUUGAGCCCUCCCAUCGUACAGCUCAACGGAAGUGAUCCCGCCAAUAACGGAACGAUGUUUGAGAAGUACAGCAACGCUGCUAUUGACGCUGUCGGAGGCGGUGGCGAAUACGAAGUUGUGAAAGGCUUUGGUUGGAGUAAUGGCGUAUUGCUGUGGACAGCUGAUACUUUCGGGCAGAAGCUGAAGAUGCCUGAAUGUGGCAAUAUUACGGCUGCUAAUAUUAUUUGA